Coregonus clupeaformis (lake whitefish) is the source of this 5213-nucleotide messenger RNA. Its product is annotated as FYVE, RhoGEF and PH domain-containing protein 6. Gene Ontology annotation, molecular function: guanyl-nucleotide exchange factor activity; metal ion binding. Gene Ontology annotation, cellular component: cytoplasm. Lineage: Eukaryota; Metazoa; Chordata; Actinopteri; Salmoniformes; Salmonidae. The transcript is spliced from 20 exons. The coding region runs from base 197 to 4312 and encodes 1371 amino acids. The record is from RefSeq and is a predicted model, not a curated record.
AUCGCGACUGUUGCCAGGUCAGGAUCAAAAGUAGAAAUUUAACCAAAUCUUUAAGAGGCAGAUCGCAAGAUUAACUACAACGUUUUGACAAUGAGUCUUAAGGAAGAAUGAAGAAACCGGCGGUUUCCCUGGGUUGAGUUGGAAGAUAAGUUUUGAGUAGCCAGAGGAGUGUGAUUGUGCGGCAGGAAUCAUCGUCAUGAGCGCAGGCAUGCAGAAACCACCGGUUGCCCCCAAACCAAAGAUCGCCCAGCCACAGAGGCCAGGGCCCUACCCCUCCUCGGCCCCCAAACGAGAUGGCCUCUCCCAGGCUUCCCUCGGUACACCAAAGACAGUUAAACCAGCUCUGGCCCCCAAACCACCAUGCCUACCCAAACCAUGCCUCACCACCGCUGUGGAGUACAAACCUCUCUCCUCAAAGACUACCCAUCACCAUCAGACAACCGUGCAAGAUUCUCAGAGACCAUCAGAGAUGUCUACAAGUAUAGGUCUUCUGAACUCCAGGAAUGGAAUACCUGAUUGGGAUUAUAUUAUUCCUAUCUGCCUGUGUAGCCAGAAUAACUGUCUGUGUGUGGGGAACGGUAACGCAACGGAUGUAGUGAUUGACACAAUUCAAAAAGACUUGAAAACAUUGCAUAACAAAGGCAAAACGGAGGAAUCUAGAAUAAAUCCGGUUCCCAGAUUUCGAUCUCGAGAGAACAAAGGAGCCAACAACAACAAGAGCCAAGCAGUCAACAACACUCUACCAGACAUUUGCGUACAGGCUGUGUUGCUGUCCACCAAUAACCACCUCUUAAACCCCAAACAGAACCUAAACUCAGACAUUGUGACGCCAUCGUCACACCCUGACAUAAAGCACCCUCUUCCUCAGAGCAAUGAAGCCAACGGUAACGCCGUCACCACCUCCUCUAAUGCCAUUGGUGACGGAGAACAGGAAGACCCCACCAGCUCCACAGGGAUUGGCAGAGACACUGGCACAUCCAAUCAGAACCCAGCUGCUCCUAGGAAGCCCCUCCCUGUCCCUGUACUACGGAAACCCAGGAAGUCUGCUCUGGUUGGACAGGAAGACCCAGAGGAGGGGAGGGGUAGAGCGGAGGGGAGGCCAGGGAGGGAAACGACUGUCAGAAAGGUGAAGGUGUCACUGGAGAGGAAGAGCAGCCCAUCUCUUUCUGUCAACGCACCUGCUUCUCGGGCGCACAACGUCCCAGAAUGUCCUGCCAGUACAAAUGAUAGCUGGGAGGGUCUCCCAUCCUACAGGACACCCGGCCCACCACCUGUUCCUGCUGCUCCCCCUCCCAGAAAGGACGCAUUUCUGUCUGAACCUGAGAGAGGAGCACAGACCUCCUCUGCCACCUCCUCUCAGCACCUCCUCCCCACCUCCUCCCCUCUGCACCUCCUCCCCACGGAUGACGGCGUCUAUGAAAUGGAGUGUUCAGUGGAAGAGGAGGAGGAAGGGAAGGAUGAAGAGGAGGAGGAGAUACAUGGUGAGAUUAGUUGUCGUCCUCUCUCGACCAGUCUUCCCAACCAGCUAGAGUUCGACUCCAACUGCCACUUUCUCCUCACCUUAGCAACCACUGAGCGUUACAAAGAAAAUGCGAGUGCUCAAAACAAGAUGGCCGGCGUCCCCAAGAAACCGCUGGGACACAGCUCCCCAGGAGCAUGGGUACUGAAGAAGGAACUGUCAGAAGAGAGAGAAGGGGAGGAACGAAAGACUUCCGAUAGUGACGAUGAUGGACGUGCCCUCACCAAGGCCGUGAAAGCUAUGAGAAAGCUCCCUGCAACCCCAGGAGAGGAUAAACCACGAAGGAGCAGCAUCCUUCAGACGCUGGUGUCUCCUGUAUCCCGUAAGGGGAGCACAGACAACACACAGACAAAGGGCAGCUUGCCAACAGAUGAAACGCUGUCACCGUCCAAGCAGUCUCGCUCCAGCCUGGGGAAACAGAAGGCCAAGUCCUUCUCCUCCGCCGACCUGACCCCCUCUGUGGGACAGAAACGGAACUCCUUCCGGAGGCUUCUGGAUCUGAAACUCUCUGUCAAGAUGCUGCCCAAGCUGCUAGCCAAGGGAGGCCAGUCUCUAGACUGCACUGCAGCUGAGGCAGAACAAUGUGCGGAUGAUGUACACCAAAAUAGUGGCGUCUGUUUCCAGGAACGCCUGGGCGUUCGGGUGGGGGACGCCCGCAAGUUCUCCUGUCCCCAGCUGGGGGUGAUCGGGGUUGGUACGGAGCAGAGCGUGGACGGGGAUGAGAUCCACUACCCCGGAGCGGAGCAGGCUGUGGAGUAUGAAAAUGUUCCCUAUUACGAGGCGAUACCUGAGUAUUUUAACCAGCCUGUUGGACUGGGACUACGGGGGAGUGAGCUGAGGGUGGGUACACCACCGGACCAGUCGGAGUGGCACAACCACCUGUAUGAUGAUGCCAAUAUCUAUGAGGAACAGGAGCCGUACCAUCCCCUGAAGAAACACAGUGAACAGCACAGCAGCACUGAGAGGAGUUCUGUAGAUGAGGAUGUUGGCCCACUAGAUGAUGAAGGUCAGUCUGAUGAGGACAUCAUGGUUCAGAGUUCAGAUGAAGAGGAUGAUGACAGUUCUUCCUCUAGUAAAGGAGAACCUGAGCAUCCUGAGGAGAGGGAGGCUGGCAGUGGUGCCAAGCAGAGCAAGAUAGUCCACAUCGCCAGGGAGAUCAUGAGCUCCGAGAAUGUAUUUGUCAAUGUCCUGAAGCUUCUCCAUAUCGACUUCCGUGAGGCGGUGGCAAAGACGUCCCGUCGGAGUGGGAAGCCUGUUAUAGAGGAGCCUAUUCUGAACCAAAUCCUGUACUAUCUGCCCCAGCUCUACGAACUGAACCAGGACCUGCUCAGAGAGCUGGAGGAGAGGGUCGCCCAGUGGGACGAGCAUGGUCGGCUAGCGGACAUCUUUGUGAAGAAAGGGCCCUAUCUGAAGAUGUACUCCACGUACAUCCGAGAAUUUGACAAGAAUGUGGCCCUACUAGACGAGCAUAGCAGGAAGAACCCAGCCUUCGCGGCAGUGGUGCGGGAAUUUGAGGCUGGUCCUCGCUGUGCCAGCCUUGCUCUGAGGCAUUACCUACUGAAACCUGUUCAGAGGAUCCCUCAAUAUCAGAUGCUGCUCACAGACUACCUGAAGAACCUGUCUCCAGACUCAGCAGAUUACAAAGACACACAAGCUGCCCUGGGCAUAGUGAAGGAGGUGGCCAACCAUGCCAAUGACAUCAUGAAACAGGGGGAUAACUUCCAGAAGCUGAUUCAGGUUCAGUGCAGUCUGAACGGACACCACGAGAUCGUCCUGCCUGGGAGGGUGUUCCUGAAAGAGGGGGUUCUGAUGAAGCUCUCCAGGAAGAUCAUGCAGCCCAGGAUGUUCUUCCUGUUCAACGACACAUUGCUGUACACCACCCCUGUUCAAUCUGGGCAGUUCAAACUCAACAACAUGCUGUCUCUGACUGGGAUGAAGGUUAGCAAACCCAGCCAAGAGGCCUUUCAGAAUGAGCUGACCAUUGAGAGUGUGGAACGCUCCUUCAUACUCUCUGGCAGUUCUGCGGUGGAGAGAGAUGAUUGGCUUGAGGCCAUCUCCACGGCGAUCAAUGACUACACCAGGAAGAAGAUCUCCUUCAUCUCCAGCAAGUCUCAGGAGGAGACUGGGUCUGAGGACACUGGCAGUGGAGUUCCCCUGGGUUCUAAGGCCCCUAUCUGGAUCCCAGACCCAAGGGCCACCAUGUGUAUGGUCUGCACCUGUGAGUUCACCCUCACCUGGAGACGACACCACUGCCGAGCCUGUGGAAAGGUGGUGUGCCAGUCCUGCUCCUCCAACAAACAAUGUCUGGAGUAUCUGAAGAACCAGCUGGCCAGAGUGUGUGAUCAGUGCUUUAUUGUACUACAGCAGCAGAGAAGUGAAAAGGCCCUGUCUCCAACUCUCUCCCCUGGUGGAAAAUCCUCCUUUGCUUUCAGCAGGAAAACGAAGAGGAUUCCUGCUGCCCUCAAGGAGGUGUCCGCAAACACAGUCAACUCGUCUAUGAGUGGUUACCUGCAGAGGUCAAAGGGCAAUAAGAAGCAGGGGAAGAGGCUUUGGUUCGUCAUCAAGAACAAGGUCCUGUAUACGUACGCUGCCAGUGAGAACGUGGCAGCGUUAGAGAGCCAGCCAUUGCUGGGCUUCAUGUUGAAAGAGGAGGAAGAGGGUCCAGGGCCAGCAGCUCAGAAGCAGCAGUUCAAGCUCUAUCACAAAAACACGCUGCAUUACAUUUUCAAGGCCGACGACUGCCAAACCGCCCAAAGAUGGAUAGAUGCGUUCAAGGAAGCCAUGGUGCUCUGACCAUCACUCUCUGUACCCGCAGUCGAUUAACUGUACCUAAGCAGUAACGUUAUGAAGGUGUGGCUGUGUCACUCUGUAUGAUGAUGAUGAUGAUGUGGAUAUUGUAAUUGUAAUACAAUUAAUAUGUCUCUACUGAAAACAAUAAGAGGAAGGGGAGGUAUUAAUUGCUGAUGCAAGCACACCUAAAGCCCCAAUUAAGGAUUUUUAAGCAUUAAUGAAAUACACAUUUUAUUGUUAUGAACCUGAUUUCUUUGGUGGGCAUUAUGGCUGAUAGAGCACAGGUGGGUCGUUCCACCAAUCAGGUGCCUUUUGAGUAGUGUAACGUGGUGUGGAAAAAAACCGUUUGAUUUCACCUAAUUUUAACAUUUUGUCAUAGAGCGCAUGUUCAACUUCAUAGAAAAACAUGUUUUUCCAUCUCAAGUGGUUCAAUAAAAAUAUACUAUAGUAUAAGUGCAAAAUAAUGUAACAGGGUUGGCGAUUUUCAUCUUAAAACAGCCAUAAAUCCCCUUGUGACAGGGGGAAUGGAAAUGUGUUGUGUGCAACAGGGGAUGGGCAAUUGAAAGUAAGCUUCAGAAUGUAUUUAUUGAUUGUUAAAACAUUUCUAGCCUGUCCAUCUAUGGGUAACAGGGUUGACGUGUUAUGUUCGGCCCGCUCACCUUUCCACUAAAAAACACCAGAAAAUGGCCAGAAAGAGUAGAACCAGCUCACCUGCUUUUACACUAUGGUUUGAAUAUUAUGACUGUAAGUCGCUUUGGAUAAAAGCGUCUGCUAAAUGGCAUAUUAUUAUUAUUAUUAAUAUUAGAUGUUCAACGUUUCUUUUGCAAAACACUUUUUUUUAAGGAAUAAUUUCACCAUAUUAAAAUGAGAGUUCAGUUCACAUAACAGGGUUGACAAAAUGAGG